AUGCUCUGUCGAGACUCUGUACACUACCACUGCCCUUCCUGCAUUCGAAAAUCUGAUAUGGAAAGGCAUUUAUGUAUAUGUAAUAGCCCUGCAGCUCCUCCUCUACAGUCCUCGGUGUCUGCAGCUCCUCCUCAGCAGUUCUCGGUGUCUGCAGCUCCUCCUGUGCAGUCCUUGGUGUCUGCAGCUCCUCCUGUGCAGUCCUCAGUGUCUGCAGCUCCUCCUGUGCAGUCCUCGGUGUCUGCAGCUCCUCCCGUGCAGUUCUCGGUGUCUGCAGCUCCUCCUGUGCAGUCCUCGGUGUCUGCAGCUCCUCCCGUGCAGUCCUUGGUGUCUGCAGUUCCUCCUGUGCAGUCCUCAGUGUCUGCAGCUCCUCCUCUACAGUCCUCGGUGUCUGCAGCUCCUCCUGUGCAGUCCUCGGUGUCUGCAGCUCCUCCUCUACAGUCCUCGGUGUCUGCAGUUCCUUCUCUGCAGUCCUCGGUCUCUACUCCGAAUGCCAAGAAAAUAGUGUAA
Molecule: messenger RNA, 507 nt
Organism: Knipowitschia caucasica
Lineage: Eukaryota; Metazoa; Chordata; Actinopteri; Gobiiformes; Gobiidae
Source: the annotation of a GenBank genome assembly